This is a messenger RNA of Vicia villosa (hairy vetch), 762 nucleotides long. RefSeq lists its product as uncharacterized. Bases 1 to 762 code for a protein of 253 amino acids. The transcript has a single exon. The record is from RefSeq and is a predicted model, not a curated record. NCBI's taxonomy places the organism in Eukaryota, Viridiplantae, Streptophyta, Magnoliopsida, Fabales, Fabaceae.
AUGAUUAUCGAGGAGUUUGGUGGCAGUUAUGAGGUGCUGGAUAGCAGCUGCGAUUCGCAGGACAACUGUUGCAGUAGUGCACAAAACAAGGCAGAUUUACGCUCGGAACAAAAUGUGAUGAUCGCGGUUCCAGAUGGACUUCAAGGCAGCGAUGAUUGGUACUUGGACUCCAGUUGUUCAAUGCAUAUGACAGGGAGAAAAUAUUUGUUUGUGAAAAUCAAUCAAGUUAUGAAAAGUAUAGUAAAGUUCCCGGAUGAUUCCACUCUUAUGGCCGAAGGUGUCGGUGAUGUUUUGAUCAAGAAGAAGAAUGGUGGGUUUUUUAUGAUCAAACAUGUGUCGUAUAUUCUGGGUAUUAGGUGUAAUCUUUUUAGUAUUGGCCAAUUGCUUGAGAAAGGUUACAAGAUACGCUUGGAAGACAAGAUUUUGCAUGUUGUUGAUGCUAGUAGAGUGUUGAUCCUUAAGGCACCUAUGACUUCUAAUAGGACUUUCAAAGUUGAAUUGAAAGUAAUAGAGCAUAGGUGCUUAGCUACAACUCCAAGUCGAGAAGAGUGGUUAUGGCAUUACUGUCUUGAACAUUUGAAUUUUCGUGAUCUCAAAGCGUUGCAGCAAAAUGGUAUGGUUACCGGGCUGCCAUACAUUAGUAUUUCAGCUGAGUUGUGUGAGGAAUGUGUGAGAGGAAAGAUACAUAAGGGGAGUUUUAACAAGGAUGGGGGUCAUAGGACCAAAGCGCACCUUGAGGUGGUGUACUCCGAUGUUUCUUGA